This is a messenger RNA of Nothoprocta perdicaria, 1220 nucleotides long. RefSeq names its product secreted phosphoprotein 2 (gene SPP2). The transcript is spliced from 7 exons. Bases 62 to 622 code for a protein of 186 amino acids. The record is from RefSeq and is a predicted model, not a curated record. NCBI's taxonomy places the organism in Eukaryota, Metazoa, Chordata, Aves, Tinamiformes, Tinamidae. Gene Ontology annotation, cellular component: extracellular region. Gene Ontology annotation, biological process: bone remodeling.
GAACAUGAUCUGGAAACCACUGCUUAGAAAGCAGGUAAAGACCAGAGGAUUUUGAUACACUAUGAGGAUCUUAAUUUUUGUGCUUACAGUGGGUGUUUUCUCAUGUUCAGCGUUUCCAGUGUAUGACUAUGAACUGCCGGUCACAGAAGAGGCUCUCAAUGCUUCCAUUGCAAGAAUCAAUUCUCAGUCACGGGGGCCAAACCUGUAUGGUGUUGUCAGGAGUCACGUUAGAAGUGUUGACAUGUGGAACAGCAAUGAUUACAAGCUGGUGAUACAGUUCAGUAUCCGUGAAACUGUAUGCACCAAAAUUUCAGGGAGAGACCCAUUCACAUGUGACUUCAAAAUAGGGCCUUUUGUGCCAAGUGCUUUCUGCAGAAGUGUUGUGAUAGUCUCUGAAGAGCAGAUCACAAACAUGGUUGUCCAGUGCCAUCAGGAUAUGUUCAGCUCAGAAUCAAUAAGCAGUGAAGAGAUGAUGUACACACAGAUAAUGAACCCCUCCAGGCGAGGCAGCAGUCUCUCUGAAGGUCUCUUUGCUCCUGAAACCUUCCCUUCAAGAAGAGGUAGCAGCAGUUAUGGAAACUGGCGUAAACGCAGCUAUGUCAGCUCUGACAAGACUGAAUAACGUGAUCUGGUAGAGUGGAGAAUAAGAAGAAUCAAGAUUCAAAGAUGCAGCAUGUGGAAAAAGGACCYGAUACAAUUUCUUUUGCCUUCUGAGCAAAAUCAACUGUGUAACGAAGCAGCAGUCUUCUUCCAAACUCAAUUCCUGUUUUAAUGCCAGAAGUCCAUUGGAUGAACUUGAAAGGUGCUAAACAUUUGCAGCUGGCACCGGAGAGUAUUCUGAUGUUAGGAUUCAUUAGGAGAGCUCUUGCACACCUAGCAUAACUAUAUCCAGGUUCAUCUCRUAAUGAUGCCAUUAAAGGAUGAUUAUUCCAUCUGUAUUCUGGGUUGCUCCCUGGUUGCUUAGUUGCCUGUAAUUUACUGUAAUGCUUGUAGCUAAUUUUUGAUCCAUUCAAACUAAUAAAGCACCUCAUUCCUUUUUCUCUGGAGGGCAAUAGCUAUGGAUGAAGUCUUGCAAUGGAUCCAAAGGCGUGAGUGUUAACUGACCCCAAAUGCAGCUUUGUAUAGGCACCCAACUGCUAUUAUGGCAGGUCAAUGAAAAGCUAGAUCAGAACUGCUCUUCCUCACAUGCUGAUGACUCUAGGACCAAGGCUGUGUUAGCU